This is a messenger RNA of Orbilia oligospora ATCC 24927, 2745 nucleotides long. RefSeq lists its product as uncharacterized. The transcript has 2 exons. Lineage: Eukaryota; Fungi; Ascomycota; Orbiliomycetes; Orbiliales; Orbiliaceae. The record is from RefSeq and is a predicted model, not a curated record. Bases 1 to 2745 code for a protein of 914 amino acids.
AUGACGACACCGGGAACUCCAAACGCAGGUCCACGCCGCUCUCUCGCCCGUCUCCGACUGCCGUCUGGCGCAAACACGCCUAAUCCGCCUCAGAUAUCGCCACCAAUGCUAUCGCCCGACACGGUUCUCGCGCGGAAACAGUCGCUUAACCAGCUAGUCCAGAAUAGCUCUUCUAAGGAUAGUGGGUAUGGCGGCGACAGCGAUGGCGGGCUGGAGAUUGGGGAUAAGGUUAAUGUCCCCGGUGGGAUGUACGGAGUUGUCAAGUUUGUUGGAACGGUAAAAGGGAAGCCCGGUGUCUUUGUUGGAGUUGAACUUGAAGGGCCGCAUGCGGUUAAUGGGAAGAACGAUGGGACGGUUGAAGGCACGAGAUACUUCACAACAUCAAUCCCCCACUCUGGAAUCUUCCUCCCGCUGUCUAGAGCGGUCCUACGCCACUCCGGAUCCUCUGUCAAGUCUGAUACCCCCUCGGUCGUCACUUCUCCAGCUGAGCCAACAGCUUCAUCCCCCCUCCAGCCACCUAAGAAGCCCUUCGGUCGCCCAUCCCUCCCGCGACCACAAUCACCAGCUCAAAGAAAUGCCACACCGCGCCCAGGUCUCUUACCUAGUACGCCACGGUCAGGAAGUAGCCUUUCCAACCGUAUGUUUUCGCCAUCUCCCACACCCGGCAUGGGUCCUCAGGGUCCAAUUGGUGGCCGUGUAAGGGCUGGCAGUAUUUCUUCCAACGCCGGUGAUGUUCCACCAGGAACCCCCGGGCGCAGAAUAGUCUCACAGAACCCACGUGGGCUUCGUCCAGGCUUCAAUUCCAAGCCUUCACAACCUUCACAAUUCCAAAGGGAAUCAACUCCUCGUGCUAGCUCUUCGAUGUCAUUCACGGACUCUUCACCUGUCGAAGAUCUUAUGGCUACUCCUAAAGCUAAUGGCAAUUCCCCUUCUGGGUUUGUUGCAAAACUUACACGGAUGAGCCGAGAAGAAGGAAUGAGUAAAGAGGAGGAAGAUAAGGGAAUGAUUGCUAUCCUCCAAGCACAGCUGAGCGCUAAAGAUCAUCAAUUGAAGGAGCAGGCGAAUAAUCUGCUUGAGAUGGAAAGUAGUCUUAAUGAGCUCCAGUCGUUGUUAUCAGAUGGUGUUGCCGCACAACAACAGCAGCAACAAGCACAGCAAGCCCAGGCAGCACAACAAGCAGCACAAAUGAACGGAGCUAGGGGAUUAGGAAGAAAGACUAGUUCUAUAAGCAUCAAUAGCGGUGAUGGCGAAGAGGAACUAGAACUUGCACAGUUAAGGCACUUGUUGAGAGAGAGGAACGACAAAAUUGGACAGUUACAAGUGGAUUUUGAUGCCCACCGUGCCGAUUUUAGAAGUACGAUUGAUACUUUAGAGAUGGCGGCUACGGAAACCGAAAGAGUCUAUGAGAAGAAAGUUGAAGAUCUACUACUUGAGCUUAGGGAGAGCGAGCGGCUUAGGGUUGAGAUGGUUGAGGAACAGAACAGACGGGAAGAGGAGACUGGGAUGGCUAGGGGAAUCAUGGACGGAGGGGUUGAGAGUGUUGCAAGGCAGCUGAAGAGCUUGGAAGGGUUGGUGGCAGAGUUGGAGGAAGGCUUGGAAGACGCGCGACGGGGAGAAGCGGAGGCUCGAGCUGAAGCCGAGCAUUGCAGGGGGGAAAGCGAACGACUAAAGGAGGAGCUACGUCGAGAGAAAGAAAAGGUUGGAGCCUACGAACGACGAAUGGACGAUCUGAAGGACCAAGUUAAGAACGGGGAUACCGAGGUCGAAAAGAAGAAUGAUGAGAUCCGAGGGUUGAAGGCAUUGAUGACUAGUUUGUCACGCGGAAGGGCGCCUGGUGGCAAUCCUGAGGAGAAGAAGAAGUUGGAAGAGAGGAUUAAGGAUUUGGAGGGUUUGUUGGACCGAAAGAACGCAAGGGAGGAAGAAUUGGAGAAGGAGAUUGAGAUACUGAAGGCCGAUGCUGCUGCUGCUACUGCUGCUACUACUGAUAGUGCUAGUGCCACCAGUAUUACUCCUGAGCCAUUGGGUUUGAAGAUCACGAUGCCGGCCAACAGAGAAGAACAGAAGAGCCUUGUUGUUACUAAAGAUGUUGCUGGCGUAGCCAAGAAGAAUGGUUUGAAGGCACGACUCCAGGAGGAUUCUCCUGCACUCACCGAUAUCGAUGAUGAUGAUGGAGAAGAUAUCAUCAACGGUCCAGGAUUCGGUGGGCCUCCACCACCAACAUCAGCUCUCCCACCACUUCCAACAAUCAUUGCGUCUAGUUCGCCACCUCCACCACCAAAAAAGGAUGCCCCCUUGCCAGCCACCCCUCCACCACCUCCAGCGAAAGAACAAUUUUGUGACUUGUGUGAGAAACCUGGUCACGAUCUAAUGAGCUGCACUGAGAUGUUCACUGGUAAGAGCUCUACUAGUGGAGAUAAGAAGGAUAGCGUUGCUACUUUCUCCACGCUUGAGAAAGCUGGUAUGACACCACUGCCGUUAAAUGCCGCUGGUGUCAACCCAGGAAGGAGUUCGUUGGAUGUAGAGGAUGAAGGAAGAGGUGGGGUCAGUUUGGGAAGGGCUACGACUCCUAGUGGAAACGCUGGAUCAUCGGGUAAUGUUAGUAGUGCGGCGAAGGAUGAUGAUGAUGAUGAAGGGUUGCCACCUGUGGCUGGGAAGAGCAGUGGGGUUAUGGAUCCGAAGAAAUGGUGUGCCUUGUGCGAGAGGGACGGUCAUGACAGCGUCGAUUGUCCGUUGGAUGACUUUUAG